GUAAAAUAACAUGUAUGAAGAUUAGAGCUGCAAAUUUAAAUUGGCUUUUAAAUAAAAACUCAAAACUUAGCCUAGACAACAAAGUGCUUUUAUAUAAUACGGUCAUAAAGCCGAUUUGGAUGUAUGGCAUUCAACUGUGGGAACAAUCACGUGUUCACCAUGGUACAUACAUACGUAAUAGAAAUAUCCAUAAAGACCUUGGUAUCCCUAUGUAAAGAAAGAAGUAGAAGACAGCAGAAUUAAAUAUAUAUCUAAACUCAGAGAUCACCCAAACUCUUUGGCUAAUGCUUUGGUACAUUCCGGUGAUCAAACACGAUUUAAAAGAAGAGAUAUUCCUGCGUAUUAAAGAGCGACGCAUCACCAAAACAGCUCAAUCACUUGCUUGAGCCUGUCUAGUUUUUUAAUAGAUUUAAGAUUUUAUAACUUAUUGUUAGGCUUUAAGAAAAAGCAGAUCCAAUAAAUAAAAUAAUUAAAAAAAUAUAGGUGUCGCUAAGAUCGAUAGUUACAAUGACUUAAGCGGUAAUAUACAAAAAUAGUAAUGAAAAUUAACAAUUAAGUUCAGCAUGACAAGAUUGCAUGAAUUUCUAUUAUUCUUAUUUAUUAAUUAAAUAAAAAUGAGAUAAAUCGAAAAAAUAUGAUUUGUUAUGUUUAUUAGCCAUCAAUUUGUAAUAUAAGAUGAAAAAUUAUGGAAAUCAUGUUUUAUAAUUUUUUGUUGGAAUUUAACUACGAAUAACUUUGAAUGAGUUGACUCAGCCAAAAAAUGUUCUAGACCUUUUUUGCAGAUCGGUAAAUUUGCUAUAAGAAUAAGUGUUGAUUCUCGCUUACCAAUUAUUUGUUUGUGUACAUUAAAAAUCCAAACAAAAUAAACAAAAUUUCCUGUGUUAUUUAUAUGGGAAAUCAAAAAUGCCAAUGAGGCACCUCUUAAUAUUAAUAUUAAGAGCACAGGUCUUACCAAAAUUUGUUUUUAGUCAUGUCGGAUGAGAUUUUCAUGGUAACUAAGAAAAAUAAAAACUUGUUUUGGCCCACCUUAAUAUACAUAUAACAUACUUACAUAUGUACAUAUGCAUAAUUUCAUAAUUGCCAUAUAUGUAUGCGUACAUUUACAAACAUAUAUCUAUAAUACAUAAAUAUUAGACGAGGGUUCUAAUUCAGUGGUCGGCAUGAGAGGAUCUGUCACUGCGUUGGUGAGCACGAAAAAACAGUAGCCCAAUGAGAAAUUGGAAUUUAAAUUAAGCAAAUUUUAUAAGCAAAAUUUAAAAUAUAAUAUAUAAAACUAAAUGACUUUUAAGGAUAUAUUCCCUAUUAUCUUUAAAAGACUUGGAACAUAAAAGGCAUUGCAUGGCACCAAAGGCAUUUAGAAUCAUAAAGUAUUUCUCGUAGGGCAUAUUUGGUUUUGCGCUAUAGUCUUGCGUGAUGUUAAUUCGUUGACGGCUCGACAACGACUGAACGAUAGAGCGUAAUAGGCUAGUUAGUGAACAACGCAGAAUCGUGGGUCGUGUCAGCUGGCACGACCUAUCUUAUGGGCGCGCAAUGUAACUGAACAGUGAAAAACGCUACUCCCUUCUCUCUGACGUGACGAUGACGUGAGAAUCUGCGACAUUUGGAUUUUUGCCGUCGCAAACGUCUCAGCUGAUUGCUCUCUCACAACGCAGGGUUGCCAAUAUCGAUAUACUGCAGUAAUUAUCAACUUUUAUAAUUCAAUUUGUUCAAUAUGUUUGAAAUUUUCUUAAAAUAACUCAAAUCAGAGUCGAAUGCUAUUAUUUAUAAAUAUAUAAACUAUUUUUAAUAGUUUGUUUUCAUUUUUGAUAUUUUAUAUUGUAAAAAUUGUAAUUGAAAACAAAGAUGUGCUCAAAACUAUAUAUGCGUAUUGGGCAAUGGCAACAUUGUUCAAAUGAAAACAAAGCAAAGAUGGCUGAUUUCUGCGUUUUUACCACGUUUUUGACUGUGCACCCAUUUUGCCGAUAAGGAAGGAAAAGGAAGGAAGAGAGUAGCGUUUUUGACUGGCUAGCUUUUAAUAGGCUAGCCAGUGAACAACGCAGAAUCGUGGGUCGUGUCAGCUGGCACGACCUAUCUUAUGGGCGCGCAAUGUAACUGAACAGUGAAAAACGCUACUCCCUUCUCUCUGACGUGACGAUGACGUGAGAAUCCGCGACAUUUGGAUUUUGCCGCCGCAAACGUCGCAGUUGAUUGCUCUCUCAGAACGCAAGGUUGCCAAUAUCGAUAUACUGCAGUAAUUAUCAACUUUUAUAAUUCAAUCUGUUCAAUAUGUUUAAAAUUUUCUUAAAAUAACUCAAAAUCAGAGUCGAAUGCUAUUAUUUAUAAAUAUAUAAACUAUUUUUAAUAGUUUGUUUUCAGUUUUGAUACUUUAUAUUGUAAAAAAUUGUAAUUGAAAACAAAGAUGUGCUCAAAACUAUAUAUGCGUAUUGGGCAAUGGCAACAUUGUUCAAAUGAAAACAAAGCAAAGAUGGCUGAUCUGCGUUUUUACCACGUUCUUCACUGUGCAAACAUUUUGCUCGAUAAGGAAGGAAAAGGAAGGAAGGGAGUCGCGUUUUUCACUGGCUAGCCUUUAAGCGUACGUGUGAAGUUAGUUUGCAAAAUUUUGCUAUGAAAUGCCGACCACUGUUCUAAUUGUAAAAGUGCAUUUAUAUUUACAUAUAAACAUGUACAUAUGUAUGUAUGUACACGAGAGAAAAUAGCUUUUUCAAAUACCUCUCUCUGUCAAAAGAAAAAAAAGGUUCAACAAAACAUACACAACCUGAAGAACUAUAUAAAAUAUAUAUUAACACAUAAAUAUUAGUACAUAUUCAAAGUCCACAUUGGCAAUUAUUCGACAAUACCUCUUUUUCUUUGGCAAACAAAAACGAUCAGGAUUGCGUACAAAAGCGAAUUGAUCUCUCCAACGAGCUCUCAAUUGCUUACGAACAAAGCACAAUCAUAAACGUUUGUGUGCUCGUGCAUACUUAUGUAAAUAGCGCAUUGAUUUCUUCAACGAGCUCUCAAUCGCUCAAAACAUAACGGUUGGUACGCAGCUCUCAAGUAAUUGCUCAAAAAAAAAAAAAAUACAUUAUUUCUCAAGUAAUUUUGACAGCUGGUUACGCAUUGUGAAUGAUCCACAUUAGAAGAGCAAGAGAGAAUAAACAAAGUAAACAAACUUUGUGCGUAUGUAUGUAUGUAUGUAUGUGUAUGGUAACACAAAUAUUUUCAUUGAGAUUUAAGGAAUGUUGUUGAUGAUUGGUUGGUUUUAUACAACAUUUCAAAAUGGAAUAUACUUUGUAAUAAUGAUUUCAACUAAUUUAGGAUGAAUUUGACGAUUACUUCGAAUUUCCUGCAAGAAACAAUUGUUGAUUUGAUGUUUCUUCGCAAAACCAGGUUUGCCAUAUUCACAUUUUAUUGAAAAAAAGUAUUAAAAAUUAGUACUAGAUUUCUUGAGAGCUGCGUACUAGCACAAGUAACUUUAUCGCAGGAAGGUUACUGGACCGUUUCUUAAGCGUUUUUAUACUCUCGCAACAAAGUUGCUAAAGAGAGUAUUAUAGUUUUGUUCACAUAACGGUUGUUUGUAAGUCCUAAAACUAAAGUAGUCAGAUAUAGGAUUAUAUAUACCAAAGUGAUCAGGGUGACGAGUAGAGGUGAAAUCCGGAUGUCUGUCUGUCCGUCCGUCCGUCUGUCCGUCCGUCUGUGCAAGCUGUAACUUGAGUAAAAAUUGAGAUAUCAUGAUGAAACUUGGUACACGUAUUUCUUGGCUCCAUAAGAAGGUCAAGUUCGAAGAUGGGCAAAAUCGGUCCACUGCCACGCCCACAAAAUGGCGGAAACCGAAAACCUAUAAAGUGUCAUAACUAAGCCAUAAAUGAAGAUAUUAAAGUGAAAUUUGGCACAAAGGAUCGCAUUAGGGAGGAGCAUAUUUGGAAGUAAUUUUUUUGGAAAAGUGGGCGUGGCCCCGCCCCCUACUAAGUUUUUUGUACAUAUCUCGGAAACUACUAUAUCUAUAUCAACCAAACUCUAUAGAGCCGUUUCCUUUAGGCAUUUCCAUAUACAGUUCAAAAAUGGAGGAAAUCGGAUAAUAACCACGCCCACCUCCCAUACAAAGGUUAUGUUGCAAAUCAAUAAAAGUGCGUUAACCGACUAACAAAAAACGUCAGAAACACAAAAUUUUACGGAAAAAAUGGCAGAAGGGCGUGGCGUCGCCCACUUAUGGACCAAAACCCAUAACUCAGGAACUACUCUACCGAUUUCAAUGAAAUUCGGAAUAUAAUAUUUUUUUAAUACCCUGAUGACAUAUACUAAAUAUGGGCGAAAUCGGUUCUCAGCCACGCCUUCUUCCAAUAUAACUCUAUUUUGAAUUCCAUCUGAUUCCUUCUCUGUAUAAUAUAUACAUUAGAAACCAAUGAUCAUAGCGGAAUAAAACUUUACUCAAAUAUGGUAUGUGGGCUUGUGGAAAAAUUGUUGUGAUCGGACUAUAACUUUUCAAGGUCCCUGAUAACGAACACGAAGAACUCAGUGCCCAACCUAACCUAACCUAAUUUUUCACCGAAAAUAUCGGUAAAUCUCUCAGAAUUUAAUUCUAACUAAUUUUACAGCAAAAUAAAAAAAUAUGUAAAUGACGGAUAAUGAAAUCUCGAUUAUCACUUUAUCGUGCGAGAGUAUAAAAUGUUCGGUGACACCCGAACUUAGCCCUUCCUUACUUGUUUUAUUUGAGAGCUGCGUACUAAGCUUAAGCACAUACAAGUGCAAGUAUUAGGGUGUACCUAAAUACAAAUCAUGCGGACAUAAAAUAUUUUAAUUAAUAAAAAGCGCGGUUUUUAAUAACAAUUAACAAUUCAAAUAUAUUUCUGAACUAAAAUAUAAAUAAAUAAUAUUAUUUUGCAAAAAUGGUUAACAACAACAAUAAUCAAAAUACACCUGCAGGAGAUACACGCCCAAAACAGGUUGCUAAAUUUAUUUCAGAAAGUGACUGUUUAACAAGAUACUGCACUAGAUUUGCCUCUUAACCGAUUCAAGAAAACUCCGAAUCGUUAUUAGAAAUAAAAAGCCAAAAUCUUAAAAAUUUCUGGUCUCGUCUCCAAGCGGCUCAUGACGCCAUAGUAGAAUCUGACGAUUAAAACGUACCACAAAAUUUGAAACAAUCGGGUAACGCAAUAUAUGAAAACUGCUUAGACCAAUAUGAAGAAACAAAAGCCAUGAUCUCCGAUCAAUUAAAGCUAAUAAAAACAAUUGCACCUACUCCACAUCCGAGAGCAGAGCUGCCACAAAUGCAACAAUAUCAAGAGGCAAGUUCAGGCAUCCAACUCGAGUUGCCCGCUUGUGACACAGAAACCUUUUACGGAGGUUAUGAAGAAUGGCCGUCCCUCCGGGACAUGUUCACGGCCGUGGACAUAAACCAUCCUCAAUUAUCACAAGCACAAAAAUUGUAUCACCUCAGAUACAAAACUAAAGGUGAAGCAGGCAUAAUAGUAAAACAGUUCGCUCUUAAUGACGUUAAUUUCAAUUUGGCUUGGGAAGCUCUAAAAGCUAGAUACGAAAAUGAAAGAAUACUGGUCGAUAAACAAGUAACGACACUACUAAACUUGCCUAAAGUCAAGAAAGGAACAAGUGAAGAAUUUGUAACACUACAAUCCACUGUUUCUAAUUGUUUGUCGAUUCUGUCGACACAAAAUAUUCUCACAGACAGCUAGAACCCAAUUCUGGUAAACAUUUGCACCGCCGCAUUACCAAAAAAGUCGUUACUUCUAUGGGAGCAAUCGCUCUCAUCACGAAAAAAGUGCCCAACGCGGCAACAAAUGAAAGAUUUUCUCACCACCCAAUAUGAAAUUAAGGAAAGGUUAGAAGAAAAAAUAAUCAAAACUAAGAACACUAAACACGACCAAAAUAGAAACUUCAAUAGACCCCAAGUUAGUAACAAAAACAAUUUAAACAAAAACUUUCACAAGAGGGCAUAAGCUUAAAACUUGCGAGAAGUUUAAAAAAAAUGAAUGUCAAUGAAAGGAACAACUUUGUCAGACCAACAAGACUCUGUACAAACUGCUUGUCCCACGCACACAAUCUUAAUCAUUGCAAAAGCAAAUUUAAUUGCUCAUAUUGUCACAAAAGACACAGUUCAAUGCUUCAUUACAGCAGAUUUCCGAACUCUCUCCAAAGAAGCGCUUUUACAAAAUUAAGCACGGGUUUAAUUGCCAAAGCAAAUCACGAAACCCAAAAUUCGAAAAAUUGCCAAAAAACACCAUGCUGCUCAAAGGCACACAAAUCUCAAACGCUGCACAGCGAAACACAAAGUGGACUAGUUACAGAACUAGUCACCACCAUACCAACUCAAGUUGAGUGUAAUAAAAACAAGUACCUUAAUUCACAAUUAAGGAAAUUUCAAACCUUAAAGAAACUUCCCCCCAUAACUACUCGAUCAAAAAAUGGCCGGUACGUCGUACGACAACCACUAGAGCCACAGCUUUAAAAUACUCCACAAAUUGGUAUAAAAAACAAAGUCAGAGUUACCUCUGACAGUCGAUAUAUUAAAAGCACAUAACACUUUUGGCCCCGCAGGAUGGCUUUCGCCAAUAAUGAUACAAAAAUCCUGCUUAAAAAAUCUCAAGCUAUGUUGUGGCGCGGUACUAAACGUCACAUUAGUGCGUACGCACUUAAACAUAAAAAAUAAAGCGAAAGUGUCUCCAAAAGUAAAAAAAAAAAUCGACACUUUUCAUACAAUAUUGCCCCACAGAGGCUUUAAUUUUCAAAUAAAUAAAAUCUCAAGAGCACGUUAAGUGAUCACCAAAUUCCCAAUGCGAUACAGUGACGCACCUACACUUUCAAAAGUCAAUAGUCCCUCUUAUCGCAUCUAUUCAAGCGCGCCUCAUAUGGGUAGGUUAAGGGAAUCAGCUACAUAAAGCUUCAAAUUAAUUAUGAUUAUCUACUCUACAAAUCGUAGCCGUUCUCCAUUCACAGCCUCUCUCUCGCAAAGUCCCUCUAUUAUCACAGUCCUAACUCCAGGGCUAAGGAGUACCCAUUCUGGCCAUAUCUGAGCCAGGCGUGGAGUUACAAUCUUUCAUAAGCCGAGAAUUAAUAAAAUAGAAACCAUUUCAGAAAAGGCAAAGAAUACAUAACCGGUAUACCAAAUCGAUAAAAUAAGAGAUUGUAAAUAACCGCAAAUAAAAUUAAUUAACCUUUGACUGGUGACAUGGUUUUUGUGUAACUUAACUGGUGACGAGCGGCCUAAGAGGCCGCUGCUUUACAUUGUCUAUAGCAUCGAAACUAUAUACGAUAGCUUACUGCAGUCUUUCAAAUCAUUAAAUGAAUACAUAAAAGAAUAAAAUAAAACUACUCAAUAGACUCUAAAUGUGAUUUUUAAUUAUUAUCUUUCUAAUACAAUCUAUGUAGGAACUAAAAUCAAAAAUCCAGAGAUAAGAUCAAUAAUCAUGCUCAAAAAAAAUUAAAUCACCAUAUUAUAACAAAAAUACUAUUUAUCAUUAUAGUUAAGGUAUAUUUAUUAACAAAAAUAAAAUAAAAUAUGUAAUCACAAAUAUAAUUUUAAAAACUGGCAAUGGUCAAUCUUUGGUAAUUUUUAUUGGCAGUCAGGGCAUAAUUGUUUAGCGCACUGCAAGCAUACAUGUUUUUUACAUGAAUGGCAUUGGUAAUUAGACUUGCGAUUUAACUUAGGAGGACAUCUGGUACAGGUUUUCCAUGAUUUUGGUAUAUCCUCGGAAUUUUGGGGUUCUGGUGGCAAAUCAGAACCCAAAAUACGCGCUAAGUUGACGCGUAUAUCGCGUGGAAUGUGGGUAUUAUAAACUCUGUGUGAGUUCACGAAUUUUCUCAUUUGUCCACUUCAAUAUUUCUUUUAAGAUAUCCGGACUCAUUAUUUUCUUCCACAGUGAAAAGGGGUCUCUUUCGUCGUGUACAUUCAACCUCGAUUCCGGCACACGAGCUAUAAUGUUAUGCUGGCUUGUUCGUGCAACUCUGUUUGGCGAAUUUUUUGCCCACUUAAAACGUUUCUUACCAAAGAAACAUCUAACAAGUCUUGAUAACGGUUCAUAACUACUGUCACUUUCUGACUGCUGAUUCCCUUGAAUUAACGGGUGAUUUUUUUGAGGUUAGGAUUUUCAUGCAUUAGUAUUUGACAGAUCACGUGGGAUUUCAGACAUGGUGUCAAAGAGAAAGAUGCUCAGUAUGCUUUGACAUUUCAUCAUGAAUAGACUUACUAACGAGCAACGCUUGCAAAUCAUUAAAUUUUAUUACCAAAAUCAGUGUUCGGUUCGAAAUGUGUUUCGCGCUUUACGUCCCAUUUAUGGUCUACAUAAUCGACCAAGUGAGCAAACAAUUAAUGCGAUUGUGACCAAGUUUCGCACUCAGUUUACUUUAUUGGACAUUAAACCAACCACACGAAUGCGUACAGUGCGUACAGAAGAGAAUAUUGCGUCUGUUUCUGAGAGUGUGGCUGAAGACCGUGAAAUGUCGAUUCGUCGCCGUUCGCAGCAAUUGGGUUUGUGUUAUUCGACCACAUGGAAGAUUUUACGCAAAGAUCUUGGUGUAAAACCGUAUAAAAUACAGCUCGUGCAAGAACUGAAGCCGAACGAUCUGCCACAACGUCGAAUUUUCAGUGAAUGGGCCCUAGAAAAGUUGGCAGAAAAUCCGCUUUUUUAUCGACAAAUUUUGUUCAGCGAUGAGGCUCAUUUCUGGUUGAAUGGCUACGUAAAUAAGCAAAAUUGCCGCAUUUGGGGUGAAGAGCAACCAGAAGCCGUUCAAGAACUGCCCAUGCAUCCCGAAAAAUGCACUGUUUGGUGUGGUUUGUACGCUGGUGGAAUCAUUGGACCGUAUUUUUUCAAAGAUGCUGUUGGACGCAACGUUACGGUGAAUGGCGAUCGCUAUCGUUCGAUGCUAACAAACUUUUUGUUGCCAAAAAUGGAAGAACUGAACUUGGUUGACAUGUGGUUUCAACAAGAUGGCGCUACAUGCCACACAGCUCGCGAUUCUAUGGCCAUUUUGAGGGAAAACUUCGGACAACAAUUCAUCUCAAGAAAUGGACCCGUAAGUUGGCCACCAAGAUCAUGCGAUUUAACGCCUUUAGACUAUUUUUUGUGGGGCUACGUCAAGUCUAAAGUCUACAGAAAUAAGCCAGCAACUAUUCCAGCUUUGGAAGACAACAUUUCCGAAGAAAUUCGGGCUAUUCCGGCCGAAAUGCUCGAAAAAGUUGCCCAAAAUUGGACUUUCCGAAUGGACCACCUAAGACGCAGCCGCGGUCAACAUUUAAAUGAAAUUAUCUUCAAAAAGUAAAUGUCAUGAACCAAUCUAACGUUUCAAAUAAAGAACCGAUGAGAUUUUGCAAAUUUUAUGUGUUUUUUUUUUAAAAAAAGUUAUCAAGCUCUUAAAAAAUCACCCUUUAGUUUUUCAUCUUCAGAAACACUUUGUUCGCUGCGAGUCGUGAUCACUUUGGUCUAGGGUGAAGAUUUUGGGAACAUUUUCAGCUUCUGAUCCACUUAAAUCUUCCUGAGCCAAAUAAACUUCAAUCACACUGUUCGACACUACAUUUUUAACUCCUAACUCCUUACGCUUCUUUUUAGGAGGUUUGGAAUCACUCAUUGCUAGUAAUAACCGUGAAAAUACGAAAAAACAAUAAAGAAAAUUUAUAUUAAAAAGUUACACAACUGGUGACGUAAGGUCUGAGAGGCCCAUGCCGAAGUUUAUGUCGAUGUAACUUAUCGAUAUGAGACAAUACGACGCAACUGUCCCACUGUACGGCGUGGACACAACUAAACUCGAAGCUACUGGGACUUUGAAACAAAGGAAGCGCAGGGAAGGGGGUGAAAUGAUGUUUCAUUGACUCCGCUCGGCCUGUGAGACCGCUUGUCACCAGUUAAAGGUUAAAGCGAACACCGCAUACACUUUUUUAUUAUAAUAAUAAAUGGGAUAAAGACUUAAAAUAUAGUUCCUAGCCAUACGCACCUAAAAAUAAAUAAAUACCAAAUACUAUGUUUAACACCAAUAGC
Bactrocera dorsalis (oriental fruit fly) is the source of this 9965-nucleotide messenger RNA. RefSeq lists its product as uncharacterized. Gene Ontology annotation, molecular function: nucleic acid binding. Bases 8167 to 9252 code for a protein of 361 amino acids. The transcript has 2 exons. The record is from RefSeq and is a predicted model, not a curated record. NCBI's taxonomy places the organism in Eukaryota, Metazoa, Arthropoda, Insecta, Diptera, Tephritidae.